CACCUUUUUUAGAUCGUCUACAGGAAAAUCCCAAUGAGGGCUCCAAGCUUCACUCGUAAAUGCAAGGGCAUGAGUCUCCGAGUUACUCAUGUGGUCUAAUCCAGAUCAAGCAACAUGCCGUCGUUACGAACAAUCUGCCUUCAAAAGUAUCAUCAAUCUGACCUCAAGGGUGUCGCUACGUUGUGCAACGUGGGACUUUCUCUCUCAGAUAACGCGACCUCAACGGACCUUGGGGGAGCGCAGGGCUGAUUCUGCCUUCUCUUCGGCCUAUGGCCUCCUUUUAUUGUUUUUGUUACUCACCUUUACGUUCAGGUUUUCUAAACAGACACAGAGUCAUGGCAAUAUUCCUGCGUGUGAGCCCCUAACGAGUGGUAAUAGUAUUUUUAUCUUCCUUCUUUGCCCUGGACUAAGUGGUCGUACAUACCACUGGAUCUAGGGACUCACAUAAUCCUUAGCUAUCGGCUUUCAUGUGUGCUUCUAGCGCGAUGUUGCUUAUACAUUUUCAGUUCUGGGGCUGAUCAGCCCUAUCAAUAUCCAAUUCUAUCAUCCCCAACGCAUUGUAACAGUAUGCCGUACAAUUGCCGGGAGCAGGAUCUGAACUUGCAAAAAGAGCCGCGACA
Suillus subaureus is the source of this 620-nucleotide messenger RNA. RefSeq lists its product as uncharacterized. Bases 89 to 436 code for a protein of 115 amino acids. The record is from RefSeq and is a predicted model, not a curated record. NCBI's taxonomy places the organism in Eukaryota, Fungi, Basidiomycota, Agaricomycetes, Boletales, Suillaceae. The transcript has 2 exons.